Camellia sinensis is the source of this 478-nucleotide messenger RNA. The record is from RefSeq and is a predicted model, not a curated record. NCBI's taxonomy places the organism in Eukaryota, Viridiplantae, Streptophyta, Magnoliopsida, Ericales, Theaceae.
UGGUUUACUUUAGGGUUUUUACACUCCACAAGGUCAAUCUCGACCCCCUUCUGGCAUGGGUCGUAGUAAUUACGUUCAGGGUCAUGGUCGCGAAUCCCAAUCUCAACUUUCUUUUGCCAUGUGUCAUACUAAUUAUGCCGAGGGUGAUGGUCGUGCAACCUAUAUUUCUCAACCUCAAUCCCAAUCUCGACCUGAAUCCCAAUCUCAACCUUCAUUUGCCAUGGGUCGUACAAGUGUACAUCAUGUCAUGUAUCCUACAUAUGAUGGAAAUAACACGCCUCAGUCAAGGCCGCCUGAUUCAAUGCCUUUACUGUAUCCUACUCCGACAUCGUUUCAGAAAUUGCUUCGAGAUAGUACUGCAGUCCAACUGUCACAAGCCUCACAUAGUCCUGCUGACAGUCGUGUGGAUGGACAUCCCUGGAAGGCUUGCACUGAACGAUGAUGUUAUUAUAUUUGUGGAUUUGGGUGUAUUUUUUUU